This is a messenger RNA of Morone saxatilis (striped sea-bass), 1272 nucleotides long. RefSeq lists its product as uncharacterized. Bases 1 to 1272 code for a protein of 423 amino acids. Lineage: Eukaryota; Metazoa; Chordata; Actinopteri; Moronidae. The record is from RefSeq and is a predicted model, not a curated record. The transcript is spliced from 4 exons.
AUGCCUGAAACAAUUAUGGACGCAAUCGCAGCAGCACUCCCAAGGCUGGAUGAGGAUCGGCUGAGGUCACUGGUUGAGCGACUGCUUUUGGUUGUUGGAAUAGAAGAAGUUGCAGAUCUGAGUUAUGUGAAGGAGGAUGACAUCCAGGACAUCCUGACACCCAUACAGAGCCGCAAACUUAUAGAUGCCUUUCAGAGGAGAGGUUUGUCCAAUUUUAUAGCCAAGAAUGUUGUUGCUCAAUAUCCCAAAACUUUUGCUGAUGUCACAGAUGAGGGAGACCUCUUGGGUUCUGGUUACACUUCCCUCCUGAAUCAUAUCAAAACAAGAGUGCAACAUGUCAACAGGAACAACACUCUCUCUAGAAUUCGAAGACCAAAGAGGACAAACAAGAAUGAUGGUGAUGCCUCCCAGUCCCAGCCCAAAAAUACCUGCAGUCAAGUGGACAGUUAUGGAUGCAUCAACUGGCAGCCUCAUAACCUGCCUGAAGGAGAGACAGUAGAUUCUCUUGAGGUCAAGAGACAGAUGUUGGUCACGCUGUACAGGAAGGAAGGACCCAGAGGGGCAGAGAGGGGGAUGGUUGAUGACCUUAUGCACAUAACGUACCUAAAGCAGCAGCAACUCAUCAACUUCAGUCCUCCUUUCAGAGUCAGUGAUGUUAUGCAAGAGUGGCCCUUUCUUUUCCAGAAAAGAUGGCUCUGUUCUCACUUUGAAAAGCUGACUGGGAUUGACAUUAUCUCAAGACUGACCGAGGCACUGCAGAAUAAAGGCAGGCGAGUCAUCAACUACUUCCAGCAUCAGAAGUUGAAGUGGAGAGGGGAGAUUCAGUUGCUGCUGACCGAGAUGGAGAACGACUCAAGGACACUACAAGAUCAAGAUUUGAUGGCGACUUCAGUUGUCCUGCUCUUGAUGGCCUACUUCAGGGAGGCGACGGACUCCCUGUUCAUGCUGGCCGAUCGAGCAAUGUUGGUGUUCAGUAUCUUGCUCAAGGACACUUCGACACGUGCCAGGGAGGAGCCGGGGGGAUCCGGGAAACCAAGCAACCUUUCCGAUUGGGGAGCGGACGGCGCGCUCCUGCCUCUGAGCCACCGAGCCGCCCUACAAAUCAGGUUUCUGGUCAGGAUCAACCCUGAGGAUGGCAAGAAAUGCUCUGCCAGACAGGGAGUGAGCAAGAAGACUGGGAGGGUGGUUCACAGGAAGGUAAUGGCCAUCAACCCGCAUGUCAACAGCUUCAUUCGGUCCUUGAUGGAGUUUGAAUGGAGGACUUCAAACUGA